This is a messenger RNA of Dipodomys spectabilis (banner-tailed kangaroo rat), 1388 nucleotides long. RefSeq names its product basic helix-loop-helix family member e22 (gene Bhlhe22). The record is from RefSeq and is a predicted model, not a curated record. Lineage: Eukaryota; Metazoa; Chordata; Mammalia; Rodentia; Heteromyidae. The transcript has a single exon. Bases 1 to 1131 code for a protein of 376 amino acids. Gene Ontology annotation, molecular function: protein dimerization activity.
AUGGAGCGCGGGCUGCACCUCGGUGCGGCCGCCGCGAGCGAAGACGACCUCUUCCUGCACAAGAGCCUGGGAGCCGCCACGGCCAAGCGCUUGGAGGCGGCUUUCCGCUCCACGCCCCCGGGCAUGGACUUGUCCCUGGCCCCGCCGCCCCGGGAGCGGCCGGCGUCCUCCUCCUCGUCGCCCCUGGGCUGCUUCGAUCCGGCUGACCCCGAGGGGGCAGGGCUGCUGCUGCCGCCGCCUGGAGGAGGAGGCGGCGGCGGCGGGGGCGCGGGAGGCGGCGGCGGCGGCGGCGGCGGCGGCGGGGUGAGUGUCCCCGGGCUGAUCGUGGGCUCCGCUGGCGUUGGGGGUGACCCUAGCCUAAGCAGUCUGCCAGCCGGGGCCGCCCUGUGCCUCAAGUAUGGCGAGAGUGCGGGCCGAGGCUCGGUGGUGGCUGAGAGCAGCGGCGGCGAGCAGAGCCCCGACGACGACAGCGACAGCCGCUGCGAGCUGGUGCUGCGGGCGGGAGGCGCCGAUCCGCGGGCUUCCCCGGGCGCGGGAGGCGUCGGGGUCAAGGCGGCCGAGAGCUGCUCCAACGCCCACCUCCACGGGGGCGCCAGCGUCCCCCCGGGGGGCCCGGGCGGAGGGGUCAGCGGCGGCGGCGGCGGCGGCGGCGGCUGUAGCGGUGGCGGUGGAGGCGGCGGGAGUAGCAAGAAAUCCAAAGAGCAAAAGGCCCUGCGACUGAACAUCAACGCCCGGGAGCGCCGGCGGAUGCACGACCUGAACGACGCGCUGGACGAGCUGCGCGCCGUGAUCCCCUACGCGCACAGCCCCUCGGUGCGAAAGCUCUCCAAGAUCGCCACGCUGCUGCUCGCCAAGAACUACAUCCUCAUGCAGGCGCAGGCCCUGGAGGAGAUGAGGCGCCUGGUCGCCUAUCUCAAUCAGGGCCAGGCCAUCUCAGCCGCCUCCCUGCCUAGCUCCGCGGCCGCGGCGGCGGCGGCCGCUGCCCUGCACCCCGCGCUCGGCGCCUACGAGCAGGCGGCCGGUUACCCGUUCAGCGCGGGGCUGCCCCCGGCCGCCUCCUGCCCGGAGAAGUGCGCUCUGUUCAACAGCGUCUCCUCCAGCCUCUGCAAACAGUGCACGGAGAAGCCUUAAACACACCCCAGAAACACAAAAACACCAAUACAACCACCAAACAUCAGACCGACCCAAAAGCUAGAGGAAAGCAACAAGCUGCCCCCCGUCCUUUAUUUUGGUCCUCUCUUAGUUUUGCUUUCUUUUUUUUUUAAACAGUUGCAGGACAAACAAAGCAGAGGCAAGAACUGAAAAGUAUCUGAGACAAAUUGGACUUUCAAGCCGUGACAUCCUCAGCAUCUCGGUCCUUGGGGUGGGGAGGGUGGGAGGAGGGAAGU